Molecule: messenger RNA, 1209 nt
Organism: Linepithema humile (Argentine ant)
Lineage: Eukaryota; Metazoa; Arthropoda; Insecta; Hymenoptera; Formicidae
Source: RefSeq, a predicted model, not a curated record
AUUUAUAUUUUAGAUGAACAAAGCGACAUAGAUCACGAAGUGGAGAAUGUGAAAUCGAUUUGGCAAACGUUACAAACGGAAAAAAAUUCGACAAAGGAUAAAGAUCACAUUACCAAUGUACAAACGAGAAAACUAUACGAGAUUCUUGACAAAGUAACGUGUAAAUUAGACAAAGUUCAGCAAAAUUAUAUGAAUCCCAAAAUAAACUAUUGCACACAUUUGCAUAGAAGCGCGACGAAUAUCUUAAAAGCAACCAAUAAGCCGAAUUUAGAAGAAAUCAAAAUUGCAAAAAAUAUAAUUUUUCCUAAAAAGAAAGCAAAGAUCAAAACAGAAAUACCUCAUUCAAAAAAUGUUGAUAUUGAAGCAAUCAGUAAAAGUACAGCAAGGAUGAAAUUGAAUGAGAUUACGAAAAACAUUUUGACGAAUAAGCAAUCGACUGAAAAUUUAUUUUCAUCGAAACAUAUCGUGGAGAAACAAUCAAUAUAUACUGACGAGCACGGGCAUAAUGUCGACAGCGAUAACGAAUCAACCCAGACAAUUGUACCAAAUACUUAUAAUAAAACACAAGAUAGAAAUACAGAUGUAGCGUAUAAAGAGAAUGACAAAAUGAAAAUGAAGUUUGCAUCCUUCGUCGAAAAAUAUUUACAAGACUAUAAUGAUAAUUUUGAUAUAUUACGUAAUAUCGAGAAGAAGAAAGGAAAAAAAUAUUUUCAAAAUAUGAAAUCAUCGACAAGUGAUGUUGCGGAUAUUCUCGCGAGUCACAAUAUUGGACCGCUUGGAUUGUACGAAAAUUUCGAGGAACGUAAUGAUGUUGAUGAUCCAGAAGAUUGUAUAAACAAAAAAAGAGAGAAUUGUUCUUGCACGAAUAGCGCAAAUAACAAUACGCAAAUAAUUCCCGUUAAUACCAUUGAAGAAAAUAACAAAAAUACAGAAAAUACGGAAUUACAUGAAAGAGAUACGCGAACAACGAAAAUAGUCGAUGUCAAAUCUUCCAGUGCUUCAAGGCAUUCAAACGUAGCAAAUUAUCAAGAUAAUGUCUUUAUUAAACUGGGAUUAAAUGUCUUAAAUGAAAAUAACUUAUCGAGAAACAGGCUGUCACAAAUAUUGCAGUCGGAAUACUUGAAGAAGGAUUUAUCCUUAUAACUCAUGCAAUAUCUGUCUUGUAGCAGCAGAAUUAUCUUUAAUAUCAUUAUCUUUAAAUGCUUUCAA